This is a messenger RNA of Helobdella robusta, 555 nucleotides long. RefSeq lists its product as hypothetical. Lineage: Eukaryota; Metazoa; Annelida; Clitellata; Rhynchobdellida; Glossiphoniidae. The record is from RefSeq and is a predicted model, not a curated record. The transcript is spliced from 2 exons. Bases 1 to 555 code for a protein of 184 amino acids.
AUGGAUACAAGUCAUUUGAAUGUAAAACUUGCAAAGAGCAAAAAUCAAAUAAAGGCUAUUCAGAAGAAAUGGUCUGAGAUAUGCAAAAAUAAAUCUCAUAACACACAUCAAUGUAGAAAGAACAAAAAUAGUGCAAAAUCAGUUUUAGACAACCAACAAGAAGAAAAACAAUCAUAUUUAUUUUUCAAAGCCUCAGAAAGUCAAAGCAUUGGAUGUAAUAAUCGACUUGUAGAUUGCGGUUUAACAACCCAUAUUGUUACUGACAAAUCAAAGUUUGUACACCAAGGAACAAAUUUUAAAUCCACCAGUCGCUGUAUUGAGCUAGAAGAUGGCUCUGGAUCAACUGGGAUAGUGAAAGGUAGAGGUACAGCAAAGGUUGCAAUACACAGUUCAGACGGAAAAACUAGAGAUGUCUAUCUGGAGAAUACAUUGAGAUACCUCAAGAUAUUUUUUUGGUUUAAGCAGCAACAGAAAAAGGAGCUACAGUUAAUUUCAACCCCUAUUAUGCACAACUCGAAAAUCACCUUACUAAAGUAUGACCGGCAGAAAACCUGA